UGUCUCUCCUGGCUUCACGGGCUAUGCAAGCUUCAAAGUAAGAGGUUAUACUCGUGAAAUCAAUCCGAACAAUAUUUACUAUCAUAGAAAACUAAAACCGAAUUGUGGAUGUUAUUCACCAGGAUAUAAAUGUCAUAGGUAAAAAAGUAUGAUAUUAUUCUGCAAAACCUGUGGCAAUGUCCUCAAGGUAGAAGAAGGCUCUUCAGGUCUCCAAUUUGCGUGUAAUAGCUGUCCCUAUAUAUUUAAAAUUGCUCGCAAAAUAAGUAGUCGAACUUAUCCAAAAUUAAAAGAAUUGGACGACGUAUUGGGUGGAUCAGCAGCUUGGGAAAACGUCGAUUCAACUGAGGAGCGUUGUCCAAAGUGUACGCAUCCACGUGCAUAUUUCAUGCAAAUUCAGACAAGGUCGGCCGACGAGCCUAUGACAACAUUUUAUAAAUGUUGCAACCCACAGUGCGGUCACAAUUGGCGAGAAUAA
Diachasmimorpha longicaudata is the source of this 475-nucleotide messenger RNA. It is a transcript of the gene Polr3K, whose product is annotated as DNA-directed RNA polymerase III subunit RPC10. Gene Ontology annotation, cellular component: RNA polymerase III complex. Bases 149 to 475 code for a protein of 108 amino acids. Gene Ontology annotation, biological process: DNA-templated transcription; termination of RNA polymerase III transcription. Lineage: Eukaryota; Metazoa; Arthropoda; Insecta; Hymenoptera; Braconidae. The record is from RefSeq and is a predicted model, not a curated record. The transcript is spliced from 2 exons. Gene Ontology annotation, molecular function: nucleic acid binding; zinc ion binding.